GAGCAUGUGCUAUACAACUUCACUCGGUAUUUGUUCAGCGACUACCUGGAGAAUCAUGGGCUCCUGUAUCGGGAUGAGAUCCCUGCAUCAAGAUCUUUGUCCACUAUCCUCGAGGCGACAGCCCAGAAGAUGGAUGACUCGGUGAUGCAGUAUGGCUUUACACCACCACCACUUCCUGUCACUACUAGGGGCGAGGGCUUUCCACUGCAUGCCCUGCAUGUUGUCAACAAGGGUAUUCUGCGAAAAAGCACUGGUCAGAUCCAUCUUAGGGGUUUUCAUGCACCAGAGAAUGCAUCACUCAACAACCUCGUGCAGGAUCGUGUUCGCUUUAAUCUUCCCUGCUGCAUCGAGGACGAUCACUUUGUUCUGCAUCUUGGUGUCAUUGAAUCACCCCUCCAACAUGUUGACAGGGGCCGAAUACACACCUGUAUGGGGCUGAAGCUCUAUUCCUGGUUCCCUCAGGACAGAAAUGGUGCUGCGAUGCCCCCUGACCUUACAGGCAAUGAAAGUUCAUCUGGGGGCGAGGAAAUGGAGGACAUGGAGGAUAUCAAAGAUAUGGAGGGCGACAGCUUGGUCCGCAUCCGAUCUCGACUCCACCAACGCUUCCGACUUAUCGACUUCACGCCGACGCGUCUCCGACUCCGCUCCGACUUCACUCUUGAGUUCCUCCCUUCUAUUUCAUUCUAUUCUACGUAUAUACGUUUUGGACUUCGGUCCUCCGACUCCGUUACCCCUUGUCCGUAUCCGAUCUUGACAUAUACUAUCGAUACACUGCCCAAAGUUAUAUACGAGGCUGCAACAGCCAAUACCGACCCCCAUGCAUUUCGCAUCCAGGGCAGCAAUGUCAGUGCGAUGGCCGACCUGUAUUUGGUAGCCAUCGGGCAGGCGAUCACCGAUCACGAUUUCCAACAUGUUCCCUCACCAAAUCGAGAGUUCCAAACGCUUGACGAUCAUGGCAUCAGCGUUUCGUUCGGUGCUGGGCUGGAGAGGGAGGUCACCUGGACUGCAAUGAAGCAGUAUCUCGACCAGCAGGCUGUGUGGUAUCUUCCUUGUGCAGAUGGCCGAUCGACACUUAAGACUCAGUUGCCCUCUUCGGCUGCUCGCUGGAUUUCGGAUGAUCGUCUGCUUGCUAUCGCAAGGCUCGGGGCCCUUACCUCACUCUGCAUGAUCCAUGGCUUCAUGCCUGGUCCCAUUGACCCCUGCAUCAUCCAAUUCGCUGUUCAUGGGAAAGAUAUCAAUGCCCUACACCCCUCAUUCAUUGGCGAAUGGCACCCUGAGCUGCGAAAGACAAUCUUAGACUGGAUCGCUGCUGGUCCAGCUGGUAACCUCGCACCAUUUCGCCCACAUUUCGCAACCUGGCACGAUAUGGAGGUGCUGGCUCUACAGGGUCGCACCCCAGCCCUACACGAUGCCAUGGCCUGUGAGAUGCUCUAUCGUACUAUUAUAGGGCCUGAGCCACAUCUCCAUCCUGAAUGGGAGGCAUUCUUCAGUGGCCUUGCACUGCCCUGUGCAGGUGGCUUCAACCUGCUCAAUGUCAUCACAUCACUACAGGGGGGGUCUGAAACCUUCCUGAACCUUGUCUGGACCUCCCACAUCUCCUCGUUCAGUGCAAUCAAUGGGUUGAUUAGGAUAACCGAUCCUGCCCCCCAAUUGGUGGCCCAGCUGCAGGCAGCCUCCCAGGACAGGACUAUGCUUUUUUCCUCCCUCGUUCGCUCUUUUCUGAGUGGCUCGGGUAUACCAUGCCCAGGUAAAUUUGAAGAGGUGAGGGGACAGAUCGGAUCGAUCAUUGACCUGUCGAAGAUCGACGAUGCUGGGUUUCGUAGCCAGCACUUCGUCUGGGCAGCCACUGGUAGCCCCUUCCUACCUACAGGGGGUGAUGUGCUGAUGGUGGACUCCGUUGAUGAGGCCAGCCCAUCAUAUGCCCCUCGGGGUACUGGAGCUGCCAUGGCUCGCCAGGGUAAAAUUUCGUUUCGCACCUGCUUUCGGAUGGCACACCUGCCUAUCCAGUAUAUACUAGCCCUUGUAGGUGCAUCCUACCUGGAAGACAGCGAGCCAAGGUCGCUACAGGCUGCUGUAGAUCACUGGCUGCUGUGUGAGUGCUCAGGGGCAAUUGGUGGGCAUACCAUCGCAUAG
This is a messenger RNA of Punctularia strigosozonata HHB-11173 SS5, 2133 nucleotides long. RefSeq lists its product as uncharacterized. The record is from RefSeq and is a predicted model, not a curated record. The annotation marks the transcript as partial. The transcript has 7 exons. Lineage: Eukaryota; Fungi; Basidiomycota; Agaricomycetes; Corticiales; Punctulariaceae.